Molecule: messenger RNA, 1182 nt
Organism: Boeremia exigua
Lineage: Eukaryota; Fungi; Ascomycota; Dothideomycetes; Pleosporales; Didymellaceae
Exons: 2
Coding region: 1-1182 (393 amino acids)
Molecular function (GO): protein binding
Source: RefSeq, a predicted model, not a curated record
AUGGAGCCCGUUUCUUCUGUAGCCAGCAUUCUGACUUUGCUUGCAGCGGCUGGUUCCACGUGCGACUUUGUCUAUAAUUUCAUGCUGAACAUUCGAGAGGUCCCGGAAGAGAUUCACUCGCAAGCUAUCAAGUUGCGAUGUUUGCAUCAGUCCAUCGCUGCACUUUUGGCUAUAUAUUCGCACAGAGCCAUCAGCCCUGAUUUGCAGCUGGGACACAUCUUCGAAAACAGUUUUCGCGAAUUUCUUUUAGAGGUGAAGGAUUUGGAGAACAGGAUACAGAAGAGCAGCACACUGGUGAAAAGCAGCCGUACCCAGCGUGUGUGGGAACGGCUGACAUGGCUUUCGUCAGAUCGACAACUUCGCAAGUUCUACAACUCGCUAGAUGAUUGGGUCCGCAUCUUCUCUAUGGAAGUGCAGACAACCCAAAUGUCAGUAACUGCCCUUAUACCCAUGGAGAAAGUUUCUGAUCGUUUCAGGAAGUUGCAGAUCAAUGUUCUGGAAAUCAGCAUACAGAACGCUGUCUCGCCACCUACUCCAUACCCGCAGCAACAGCUUUUACCUAUUACACAGAGACCCGUCGACAACAUCAGGAUGAACAUCGAUACUCAACCUAACACAGCCGUAAACAGCAGUAACGUCUCUAUCAAUGGCAGGGCAGCACUCUCCAAGAGUCUGAUUGCUCAUCUGAGUCAACUAUCAGAACCCAUCGGUCUUCGGAUCCGAUCUUGGGUCAUGCUCAAUCUCAAGCUCUGCUCAGCAGACAUCCGCAUUGGACCUGCUGUAAUCAGAACUUGGUCUGGCCAAGGCAAAGCGGUCCUUGAAAGCGCUUCUUGGCGCAAGGGCUUUUAUGCGGUCUCCACGAUCCAGACGAAGCAUCUUGGUAAGAGGCGGGUCUGCUUCACAUUCUCGUGCUUUUUCAAAGGAUCUGCUCUUUGUCUAAACUCCAAGAUCGACAUGCAUGGGAUGCUAUGGCCGACGCAUCCAGCGUAUAUAGCGUGCGAGCAAGGAAACUGGAAUGCGCUUCGUAAGUUACUCGAAUUCAAGCGCGUGAGCCUGCGGGAUACAUCAGGACUUGGCGAUACGCUCCUACAUAUUGCUGCGCGGUGUAAUCAUGUCGAAGUCUUGGAAGGACUUCUGGCUGAAGGUAGCGCAGUGGACGCAGAAAACGAUUUUGGCGAGUAA